Messenger RNA from Lodderomyces elongisporus, 4926 nucleotides. RefSeq names its product DNA-binding protein (gene RIF1). The record is from RefSeq and is a predicted model, not a curated record. The transcript has a single exon. NCBI's taxonomy places the organism in Eukaryota, Fungi, Ascomycota, Pichiomycetes, Serinales, Debaryomycetaceae. The coding region runs from base 1 to 4926 and encodes 1641 amino acids.
AUGCCGCCUACAUCGCGAAGGAGGACGCGACUGUCCAAAGCAUUAAAAUCACCAUCUCCGAAAAAGGCACCCACUCGUCCUAUAAAUCAAGCAACAAGUAGGAAGAGAACAUCAAGAAGAUCUAAAUCUGCAUCACCAGAGGUUGAACCUACCAUUCGACCAACCAAUACCAGCCUGCCGAUAGCAAAAUCAAAAAAAAAACUUCAAUCUGUUGCGUCACCUUCUAUUACACCCUCAAUUGCGCCAGUCCCUGAACCAGUGAAUGACACCAGUACAGAUGUCAGUGCCAGUACUAGUACCAAUACCAAUGCUACAGCUAUAGCUACAGCUACAGCUACAGCUAUAGCUACAACUACAGCUCCUCCAACUGCCAUUGGAACUAUUACACCAGUAACCAAAAUAGCUAAUACUACACCUGUACCUAUUCGUACUACUCCCGCGUCAAUUGCCGAUCUCAAUUCCUCACCCAUAAAGGAGAAAAGCGACCGCCAAGAAACCAGUGAACUUGGCAAAAGGAAAAAAGUCGAUAGCAAGGAAAAGAGGAAAAGCGUUUUAUUUUCAGAUGAUUUGAUACUGGAGUUGCCCAGUACACCGCCAGAGAAAUUUGCAACACCCAAGAGAUCCAUUCUAAAGUCUCGUGAUUUGAAUGUGCGUGAUGGUUUCACCAACAUUAAUGAGAACAAGCUUUAUAGCCAGAAUCACAGCAACCAUAGCAGCCACAUUAACCACAUUAACCACAAUGGCCACAAUGGCCACAGUAAUUACAGUAAUGAUAAUACAAGUACAUUAAAUUCCACCAUUGAAAAUGCCAAAACUUUCAAUUUUUGGUCGCCAGGAUCCAUUGUACAACUUUCUCCAAAUGCUAAAGAGCUACCCAGUUUGAUGGAAGGAUGCAUUCAUGUUUUAUCUGACGAAACAUUUGAUCGACGAUUUGAAGUAUAUGCAACUUUAAAUGGCAUAGUCAAGGCAAAUAACUCGCAAGUGGUUUACAACUUAUUGAUGAAACAAGUUCAAAUGAGAACUAUAGCCGAUUCAAUCACUACCACAACCACAACCACAUUAUUUGCUGCAGCGGAAGAGAGUCCUAUACGUCAUGGCCAGAACCUGCAUUCCACUGCAGAAUCAAGUUUACUUUUGCAUACUUUGGUGGGCUUGAUUUUAAAGGACAUCGAACUGAUUGAACAAAGACUCUACUACGAUGACACUUUUCCAAGUACCAAUACAGGUAAGGAAACGUCUCAAAUUCUGAAAAGAAACGACCCUUUUCAAGUGCGGAUAGUGAGCCAAGCUCUUAAAUUGCUCGGAUUUCUAUUUUCUUCCACAGAGCUUACCAACCACAUGCUGUUUGAAACUCUUUGCCACGUAUACAAGCAUGCUAGUGUAAUGUUGAUCAACCCACACAUUUCUAAAACUUUGGUUGCCCCCUAUUUAUUGCUAAUUAAGGAUUUUCACAUUGACUCCGAAAGAAAGCGCGUCUUGUUUGACAAUGCCACAUUGGUUGAAAGCAUGCUCUUUGCAGUAGUCAAUAUGGUUACCUUCUCGAGUUCCUCCUUACUUUCUGAAAAAUUUAUUUGUUUGAGGAACUACCUUGGUUAUUUUCCCACAUGUAUGACAAAGCAUUUUGGACAUUGGUUCCCAAUGCUCCUUAUACAAAUCUGCGAUUUAACUCCACCAUUAUUCACAAAAUGUCUCGCAAAUGGGGUGCAAUGUCUUCUUGAAGCUGCUAAAACAUUUAUCGAGAACAGCAGCAUUCAGCGGUAUACGAGACAUCUUUUGUCAUCCGUUGCACCAAGAAGCGAUAGAAAUGGUGGUACAGGUACCUGUAGUGGAAGAAAGGGACAUAAUGGAGCAACCGUUUCGAAAAAAUCUGGUUCUUCUGGAUCCAAUUCCAAUUUCAAUUCUGACCUUGGUUUAAACUCAGUUCCUGUCACAUUGGGGAAGGAAGUGGAGGAAGUAGAAGUAGAAGUAGAAGUGGAGGUAGAGGAAGAGGAAGAGGAAGAGGAAGAGAAAAAGAAAGAAGACUCGUUACGUAACCACUACCAAAUAAUAGAUCUCGUUUUGUUCCAAAUCAAGGAGAUUAUACAAGCGGGCUCUUUUAAACUCGCAAUGGACAUGUGGAUGGCUUUGACAACUCUUAUUGGUGACGGCGACCAAUCGUUUGAAAGCUGGGAUCACUUGAAUGAUUGGCUUCAAAUUCCACGUCACUGUUUUAAUGCUCAAGAUCCUUCGGCAAGAGUCCUUGCAAUAGUGUCUUGGAAGUCUGUUUGUUUUAAUAUUUGCAAAAAUAAUUUGAGAGUCAUAAGAAACGAGAUAGACUUGGAGCAAAAGCAGUCAUCAGCAUUAACAGUUUCUACAGCUGGGGCUCAAGCAAGUACUGUGAAUGCCCCCGCAAGCUCCAUUACUACUAAUACAACAACAACAACAACAUCGUCCAACAUGCUGCCGGCAUCAAUGAGCCAUAAACUUAGGUCAAAAAUAAGGUUGCUUACUCACCUAUUCCAGAGCUUUGAUGUUAGCGAGGUUGCCCCCGAUGUAGUUUAUGCGCUUCAUGACUUGUUUUUGAGAAUACUAUACUUGAUUCUUUCUCCAUCCAUGACCCGCAAUAUGAAAUACAUGCGAGUUUUAUGGGCGAAAAUAAUCCAAGUUGUAUUUAAUGGAUUUUAUUUCAAAAAGGAUGUUGCAAACUUGCAAAUGAAUGAGUUGGGGAUACUGGUUUUGAUAAGGUUGCUCACACCUGUGAAGCCAUCAAGCGUUCUCCAUUAUAAUGAAUUGAGAGUCUUGUCUAGCGAUGGUAUGGACCUCAAAGAUAUUAAUUGUAUAUCUCCAAAAUGGGUGCAUGCACAUUUUGACGUUGUUAUGCAAAACCUCAUAUUAGUUGGACAACUGCACGUUACAAUUGGACAGAAAGUGGCUCUUUUUAGCACGUUCCUCAAAUCUUUACGUCCAAUAAUCUUGAGAGAGGCUAAUCCUUCUCCCACAACAUUUGAUUUGAUUGAUAAUCUUCCUGUAGUUUUGAAGGAAAUUUUUAGGAAAAAAAGUGAUGUCACAUAUGAAUCUGUCUACAAAGUUAUUCUCAUGUUGAAUGAUACUUUUGAUCCGUCCUCAUUGGUUAACCGGGCUUUUGUGCCUCAGGGUUCCGACAAUGAUAUCGACGUUUACGCAUCUUUAUUAGAGUCAAGUAUGCAAAUAUUUUCCUAUGGAGAGAAAGAAGAGGCGUUGACAUUGAUACUUCGCUCCCUUCACAAACCCAUAAAACGAUUGAUUUUCAUUGCCGAUAUCCUAGCUUUCUUAUCAUCAUCAUCAUCAUCAUCAUCAUCAUCAUCAUCAUCAUCAUCAUCAUCAUCAUCAUCAUCAUCAUCAUCAUCAUCAUCAACAACAACAACAGAAAAGACAGCUAAUAUUCAAGCAUUCCUCGUGGAGCACUUGAACAGUAUAAAAUUCGAUACACAAGAGCAGUGCAAUAUAAUAAUCCAUGGUCAAAUUUGUCGUGCGCUUGAGUGGAGAUUUUAUGAACCAUUGAUUGAAAGAAUCAUCACCCUGCUUUUGAAGCAAUCUCCACUGAAUCAAGUUUAUAGUAGACUUUGCUGCUUGGGUAUUGAACUUUGGGACUUUGAAAAGUCUGAGAUUGUGUUUAAAUUAUUGAAGAACAAAAUGGAUUCAGCUAGUGUUGUUGCCACUCCCACGGCUAGCAGUAAUAAUAUUCAAAAGUUUUUCAGCGACAUGUUGGUCAAAAUGUUCAAAUUUAGCCCAGCUCAAACUUUGGAGAUUGCAACCCGGUACGAGGUGGCGAAUUUCUUGCUUUCAUUAAAUUUCAAGGCUCUUGCUUCUAUUGGCCUUUCUUCAGCAGAGCUUGCUAGAGUGUGUUCAGUUUUUGACGCGUACUUAAGAGCAAAACAAAGCGAGACUGAACAUAGUGAGCAAUGCAAUAAUGAGGAUAACAAAAAUAACAAUAACUACAGUAAUGAAAAUUGUAAUAAUCGUGAUCAAGUGGUUAACCACCUUGUUCAUGGAUGCCAUGAAUACUUGGGAAUGGAUAUAGGGUACACCGACCGCGGACUCCACACUUCAGCCAUAUGUCCUAAAGAGGAUACUGAGCUCAUCGAUGGGGAGCAGAAUCGCAUUCCAGAAUCGUCUUUGUCCAUUCCUGCUUAUUUGCACACAGAUAUCGGUAGUUCAUUAAGCUUGCAAGAGUUUAACUCUGGUUCAAACAGUAAGGGUGGAUCUGUUUUGGAUAGAAGCGACACUGUAAACACCGAGAAUCUGCUCAAAUCAGAGCCAGUGUCCAUACAUCAACAGAAACAACAGCAAAAUCAACCACAACAAUUUUCAAAAUUACCACAAUUACCCACACAACAGCAAAAGUGUAAAUAUGAAACCAAGUCUCACAUAGAAUUUAACGUCCAAGAUUCAGAUCUGGUUGUCAAACAUUUUCAACCAAUUGGUGGUGCAAUUGAGGCUGAUUAUGCUGGGAACCCAGUGAAAUUGUCACAAAAACAAAGUGAUAUCCUAAAAGAAAAGGCUGAAAUUUUUGUGGAGGAAUCCAAGAUCCGUCUGGAGCAGGUGGAGAACAACUCCAUCGAAAAUAUAAAGUCUCAUCUGUUUACUACAUCUCAAAAUGAGCCACAUCUUGAUUUCAGAAAAGAUUCAAGGGAAAUCUCCACGCAAUACAAUGACAAACAGGAUCAUAUGGAUAUCGACUCUGUAUCAGCCAACAUUCCAGUAAAAAAAUCAGAGAAAGGCUCACCACAAAUGAAUGCAUACAUUAAUUGCAAUGUUGGCAGUGAAAACAGUAGAAGAAUGAGUCCUCUUGAUUUAGUUGAACAGUUAUCAAACUUUCCUGCCGAAGAGCUAAAGCAAAUGGAUGCAACAGACAUAUAUGCAAUGGAGACAAUGCUAUUACGAUUUAUGAUGAAAUUACGAGAAUAA